Molecule: messenger RNA, 2391 nt
Organism: Zingiber officinale
Lineage: Eukaryota; Viridiplantae; Streptophyta; Magnoliopsida; Zingiberales; Zingiberaceae
Product: transcription factor TGA2.2-like
Exons: 11
Coding region: 939-1937 (332 amino acids)
Biological process (GO): DNA-templated transcription; regulation of DNA-templated transcription
Molecular function (GO): DNA-binding transcription factor activity; sequence-specific DNA binding
Source: RefSeq, a predicted model, not a curated record
AAAAAAUCAUAAUUUUCCCAAAGUUAGGAAAAGAUUGAAAAAGGUUGAAGAUAUCUGCGACCGAGAGAUCCAAGAGAAGAGUCAAAGCUGCAGCAGCAGCAGGAGGAGGAGGAGGAGUUGAGGAGACCGGCCGAUCCUUCGCAGCCGCGACGAGUUCUCCCACAAAAAUCUUAGGUUUUGCAGGCAGAUUUUUAGCCCACUCGUCCGCCGAAGGUGGCUCCUUUAUUGUUCAAUCCGCCCCUGCUGGCCCGUACUCUCUAGGAUUUGUGGAGCCUCGAUCUCUUGCUUCGGAAGCAGGCUUUGGACACUCGUAUUUUACUGUACAGAUAAGGGUUCGGGGUUGUCAUCUUCGAUUAGGUGUCGCCUUGGCGCUGAGAGGUUGGUGCGACAAGGGUUCCGGAUUCUGGAAUCCUAAUAGGUCGGGAAGUGGCGAAUUUUAAGUUCAUCUUUUGGGAUCGGUAACGGCGGUGGCGACGGUGGACAAAAUGGUAAUCUAAUUGAGGUCGGCAUGCCGAGCUUUUUUUCGCCUUCAACGGCGUUUUCAAAAUGAUUGCAAAUAGCUAAUUUACCUGAGGAAGUUCAGCUCCAUCAUUUUUGUGACUAGAAGCUGUGCCUGUUUUGUUAUCUGUUUCAAUCAUUUCUGCGGUUUACACUGGAGAGACGGAGUGAUAACGGGAAUCUGAUGUUGUUCGAGGUUAAAGAUUGUUUACUAUUUGUUCAGAUCUAGCAGCUACUGCAAAACAAGAUUGUUGGUGGCACUCAACUAAACUGCUGCUAAUAGAAGAAUGCUUUGCUGAGUUUUUGAAAGCAGCCUGUGUCUUUCAGACAUUACACCUUCAAUUGCUAGGGUUUGUUUUUGAGGCCUCUGCAAGAAAACACAGUGCGACAAAGUCUGGUAUCAUCUAGAAGAGGUCAGUUUGAGAAUCAGAGAGCCCUCAAUGGCAGAUGGUAGUCCUAGGACAGAUACCUCCACAGAUGUGGACACUGAUGACAAACAUCAGAUGUUAGAACAAGGACAACUUGCUACAGUUGCAGCUUCUGAUUCUAGUGACAGGACGAAGGACAGACCACUAGACCAAAAGACACUUCGUCGCCUUGCUCAAAAUCGUGAAGCUGCUAGAAAGAGUAGGUUGAGGAAAAAGGCUUAUGUACAACAACUAGAGACUAGCCGACUGAAACUUACUCAACUUGAGCAGGAGCUUCAAAGAGCUCGUCAACAGGGAAUUUUUAUUUCUAGCUCAGGAGAUCAAUCCCAUGCUGUUGGUGGAAAUGGUGCCUUGGCUUUUGAUGCAGAAUAUGCACGAUGGCUUGAAGAGCAGAACAGACAGAUCAAUGAACUGAGGACUGCUGUGAAUGCUCAUGCCAGUGAAGAUGAUCUCCGUGUUAUUGUUGACGGUGUCUUGGCUCAUUAUGAAGAGAUAUUUAGGAUCAAGGGCAUUGCUGCCAAGGCAGAUGUCUUUCACAUACUGUCAGGCAUGUGGAAGACACCAGCUGAAAGAUGUUUCAUGUGGCUAGGGGGAUUCCGCUCAUCUGAACUUCUGAAGCUACUUGCAAAUCAACUGGAGCCGUUAACAGAACAGCAAGUUGUGGGCAUCUGUAACCUCCAGCAAUCAUCCCAACAAGCUGAGGAUGCUCUCUCUCAAGGGAUGGAAGCACUGCAGCAGUCCUUGGCAGAAACAUUGGCUGGGUCGCUUGGUCCCUCAGGGUCUUCAGGGAAUGUUGCAAACUACAUGGGUCAGAUGGCUAUGGCAAUGGGAAAACUUGGAACUCUUGAGAAUUUUCUUCGCCAGGCUGACAACCUACGGCAGCAAACCUUACAACAAAUGCAUCGGAUAUUAACUACUCGACAAUCUGCACGGGCACUUCUUGCCAUACAUGACUAUUUUUCCCGUCUUCGUGCCUUGAGUUCUCUUUGGCUCGCUCGGCCGCGGGAGUAAAAGGACACAUAUACCCUGUCUUAUUCUACCUGAGCUUACCACAUCCUACUACUCGGGGCUUCUUUUACUGAGAUACCAGCUGAUGAGUUGCAUAAUUAACUCCUAUAUUGUUAACCUGGUCGAGGAAAAUCUGGGGUCUCAUCAAGGCUAAUCCUCCAUCCUUGAUGCAUCCUAUCGUCGCAAGGUGAAGAAGACUUCCUUUGUUGUAUUGUAUGCUUGUCAAUCGGUCAAACAAUUAGUGGAAUAAUCUCAGCUAUUUGUUGCUUAAUUAUUCAGACUUUUUUCUUGAUCCUUGCACUGCAAGACUCGGGCGUGUUGAUGUUUCACAAUUUAGAUGUCAUUGUACAGGGAUUUAAUGGUAUUUUUAGUCCAAAUUAACCAUUCGAGUCUUUAUGCUUAUGUACUAACUUUAUUACAAUCAUGUUGGCGGUGUAGGAAUUUGAGUGGGAUGGUC